UACAAGUGGUAUCUCGCACGGGGUUUGUUUGAAGAACGCGAUAUCCAUGAGUUACAAAAAUUGCUCAAAUUUUUUCCGGAAUAGUAACAAAUAGUGGUUACAACGUAAUCCAGUGUAAGGCCGGACAUGUGAACUAAAUAUUUUAUGGAAUUGGGGAAUUAAAUUCAGGGAAUUACUUUUCUUUGUUUCGCGACAAAGCACGACGAAGGCGGUUAGGUCUAAUUUUGCUGAAUAUCGCGGGAAAAUUUCGUCAACAUCGAGACUCUGGAAGAGCACAGACAUUUGUACAAAAGUGAAGCAAACAUUGGAUUAAAUCUUAGCAGAAUAUAUUGACAAAUAUGUCAAGUCCUAGGAAUAAAAGCAACGGGCCAGCUGAAAUUCGUGAGGGAACGAGAGUCGUCCUGAAGGAGAUCACCGCCUCCCUUCAAAACUCACCGGUGAAGCAUAUUUCUCCUCAUAAAAGUGGUAACGAUACUGCGUCUCAGAAAUCGCCAGAACAUGCGGUGAAAGUACAGUUUGCGCGGGAGUUCGCGGAUGUCAAAGCGACACCUUCAGUGGCAGACAGUCUUUCCUCGGCCAGUAGUUUCCAAAGCUUAUCGAGCACUCUAAGUUCAAAAAGCAGCAAUGGCAUUUGCGCCGAUUCUGUACUAGGCAGUCCAGCAAAGUUCGCAGAUACAUCAUAUGUCAAUUCCGACAUUCCUGGCUUGGAUGACCUUAUUGCAGCUUGUGCAGACAUAAAAAUCACAGAACGAGGUGAACAAGUCAACUUGCAAGCUGGAUUGGGAGAUUUAAGUCAAGAUCAAACUUUCACAUCAGCUGCCGACGAUUUCUCCAUUGCAGAAGAGGAACCAGAAGAAGAAAGUCCCAAACCCGAAGAAGUAUCAAUACUAAAUGGAACGUUUGAAGUUGAUUCAUCUGCUGCUGUAUCUCUUCAAGAUCCUUCACUAAAGCUAGAAGACAUUUCAGCCCCAGAAUUUUGCUCGCUGGUUCCUUACGUUUCAUUUGGGGAUAGCGUUCUAAAAACCCACGCUCUACAUUCUGUAAACAAGGAUUCUUUGGUGUUCUCUUCAGCACUUGAGUUGACAAAGGUCGACGAGCUAACUUCUGAAUCUACCAAUGAAGAAAAAUCGUGUGCAGAUACCAAUGAUCCACAGAACGUGAGCCUUCCCCAGUCUGAUUCUUCAAAAGAGGAAUUUCACUUCAAUGCUUCAAUAGAAAAACAAAAAAAUGACAGUGCAGGUUCGAUCUCGAUAAAUAAAAGUACUGACGCUCCUCUCGAAAGGACUGAGAGUACGACCAUUCCUUUCCUGCUUAACACUUCGAAUGUAUCAGGGAUUUUGGAGAAGGAUAAGUCUGUAGAUAAUGUAAGAGCUAUUUCGCCUAAUACUGAGCCUGCGUCGUCGGAAGAGAUUUCUCAGUGUCACCUUUUGGAUUAUUCUGUUCCGGUAGCUUCAGAUGAAAGCCAUAUUGAAGGCAGUCUGAACCUUUCAAAUCAAGAAUUAGAGAUUAAGUCUCAAAUCAUUCUACCAGUAUCUCCCCAGAUUCCAAAAGAAAAUUCAAAGGAGAUUUCACUUUCACAAGCAAAUACAGUUGUUUCCAGUUUUGCGAUAAUUUCUGAACAGGUCAAACCCCAAGCUUCAGGCGAAACAGUACAGAAAACAAAAGGUAGCGAAGGUAUUCUUAAAGAUACAAACCAGUACUCGAAGAAGCGUGCAAGAAGUGAAAGCCCCGUGUUAUCGCCAAUACCACAGUCGAUUUUGGACAAGGUCGCCCAACAGCAGAAGUCUUUGGACGCUACUUUUGAGUUAGUUUUAGAGGAAAGUCAGGUUGAAGUUAAAAGGCCAUGUUCGCGUACGUCAGAUCUCGAAGAAGGUCUUGAAAAUAAUUUGAAUCUUUCGACUGUAAUCGAAACUUUGCCACAGAGCGAGUCUUUUGUACCCUCACCCGUUUUAUGCGAGCCUUCUAUGCAACAAAAAGUCUUAGACUCUACUGUUGUUAUAACAGCAGAAGACGAUUUAGAGACUGAAAGUAUUGCAGCAAACGCGAAAGAAAUUCUAAACACAUCAGGUCAAAUUCCUAAAGAACAGGAAAUUGCAGGAACGCCAUUGAGUAAAGUUGUAUCUCCCCAAACUCUGGAACAGAGGACUUUAGAAUCCACUUUGAACAUAUCAGAUGAGUCUGGUAGUGAAUCAAUACCGAAAAUUAAGGUAUCUUCGCCAGAAAAGAGUUCUGAGGAUAGCACACUCAAGAAUAGUAACACGCAGUCGAAUAGCUUGAACUCGACAGUGAAUACGGGAAUACAAGAAUCGACCCCGGUUAAAGCACUUAAAAACGAUUUUCAAUCUGAAAUUUCUCACACUGAAAUAUCUAAAAGUCCUGUUGAACAGGAUAAAGUAAACGAAGAGACUAAGGAAGUUACAGAGGAUAUUGAAAGUAUUGUUAAAUUUGAAGUCGAAGAUACGAUAGACGAAGCUUGCGCCCCGGUUGAACUUAAUUCCACGGUCAUUUUGGAAGGUUCGGAGAUUGACCUUGAAGAGUCAAACGCGACUGCAUUGCGUGUUCAAUUGACACAAGAAGCUAACUACGAUACCUUUAAACCCCAGCAACAAAGCACGGACCUUGCCUUUGGAGAUCCAUCUAUCUUCGAUAAAGUAGAAUUGGAAGCUCAAGCUGUUGCUAAGGAGAUCUAUGAUAGGUCGCUGGAACUGGUAGAGGAUCAUGAGCAGUUUGUAAGCGCUACCAGUGAAUUGUUCCAAGACCCUGCAGGUUUCGACUUCCUGUUAAGCCAAGGAUCCUCAAAUAAUCGUGCCCGGGACCUAAGGUUUGAAUCUUUGUAUGUAAAGUUCGAUCCAUUGGUGAAUAAAAGCAUGUUGCCGCAAGGGAAUACUCAAACCGAGGAUGAAGAACAAAAUGGCAAAAUCGAAACACCAGUUCCGAGUGUGGAUACGCCGAAACGAAAUCCCGCCAUCGCGGCUAUCGAUAGACUUCUUUUCUAUAGUCCAAUUACUAGUAUGAACAAUACACCAGAAGCGAAAGAUAUAAAAGAAGCAGCUGAAACUCCUCCCCAAGACACAGCUCCAGUAGUAGACGAGAAGAUGGCGAAAGAGUUGGAAUUAGUUAGAUCUUUGGUGGUACAACUUGAAGAGAAGUUGGAGAAAAUAGAAAAAGACCGAGAAGAAGAUACUAAAAAAUAUCAGAAAGAAAUAAAAAAACAACAGGAAGAAUAUGCAAAACUGGAACAGAAAAAUAGUAAAUUAGAGGCACAAAUCGCACAGGAAAUCGAAAGCAAAAAACAAGUAACAGUUGUUUUGGACGAAUACGAGAGAUCGAUAAGCAGGUUAGUGGCUGAAAGGGAAAGAGAUCGGGCUGACUUGGAAGAGAAAGCAAAAAUGAAGGAAGAGCUGCAGGCGGCAAAUCAGCACCUCAGUAAUACGGAAGCUGCGUUUAACGAUGUUCACCAGAAAUACGAGCGAUUAAAAGGUGUCGUCGCCGCGUACAAGAGUAACGAGUCAGUUUUAAAAGAGAGCGUUCAAGAAAACGUGGAAACUAUUAAAGCUUUAGAAAACCGGUACGAGCAGCUCAAAAGUCACGCAAUGGCUCAGCUCGAGAAAGCGAACCAGGAGCUUGAAACGAUUCGAAAACAGAACGAGGGAGAAACUGUGAAAUUGCAGGCGAUGUUGAAGAAGGCGGAGUUAAAGAGCAAGUCGCUGACAGAUUUGGUCGAACAAAAGACUAAAGAGAAUAAGGAACUAACACAAAUUUUGGACGAAGUAAUAGCCAGGGUCGGUAGCCAGAACACUGAUUGAUCAUUUAAAAGAGGGACUUCAUAGUGUCACAUAAUUAGUCCUUAUUUUUUUACUCAAUGGCGUAAAACGUAAUGUGAAAAUAUUAUAUAUUGUUUAUAAAGAAGUAGAUAAUCACCAUGUUUUUAUUAUACUUUCGAAAAAGCAACUUUUAUUAAUUAUUUAUAAGUUGUAAAAUAUACUAUUUUAUCGCUAA
Molecule: messenger RNA, 3999 nt
Organism: Belonocnema kinseyi
Lineage: Eukaryota; Metazoa; Arthropoda; Insecta; Hymenoptera; Cynipidae
Gene: tacc
Product: enolase-phosphatase E1-like
Exons: 6
Coding region: 339-3806 (1155 amino acids)
Biological process (GO): mitotic spindle organization; cell population proliferation
Cellular component (GO): cytoplasm
Source: RefSeq, a predicted model, not a curated record